UUGGAAAUAUAAAAAAUUCAAUAAAUUCUAAAUUGAAUACACCCUGCUUCGGCCAAUUAGCCCAAACACCUAUUUAUCAAUUGUAGGUAUUUUUCUGUGCAGUACUUCUUUUCCUCGUUUGCCACAUCCCCGCUCUUCGCCUGAGCUGAAAUCUUGAUCAAUUGUAGGGAAGCUUAAGAAUGGCGGAUUUAAGCUUGGGCAUCCUCAUAGACAUUGUGGACGAGGAAUGGAUGAGAGAUACUCUACCUGAUGACGAUCUUCCUUUACCACCUCUACUUGAUUCUAGGACCGAUGAUGCUGAAGAUUCAAACCAGGAAAGCCAACCAGUUGAGGCUGAUGCUUGGCAUGAUCUUGCACUGGGAAACCAAUGAGGCAUCUCCAAUAUGAGAAUCACCAUCUUCAUCAUUUCGUAUCAGCUAUUUUUGCUGCUUAUAUAUAUCCGGAGCAUGUAUUGUAGUACUCGGAUGUAAGAGGUUUUUUUAUAUGGUUAUUCGAUUUCAUGCGCC
Salvia miltiorrhiza (redroot sage) is the source of this 506-nucleotide messenger RNA. RefSeq names its product anaphase-promoting complex subunit 13. Gene Ontology annotation, biological process: protein K11-linked ubiquitination. The coding region runs from base 180 to 371 and encodes 63 amino acids. The record is from RefSeq and is a predicted model, not a curated record. NCBI's taxonomy places the organism in Eukaryota, Viridiplantae, Streptophyta, Magnoliopsida, Lamiales, Lamiaceae. The transcript has 4 exons. Gene Ontology annotation, cellular component: anaphase-promoting complex.